AAACUGGUCAAAAUUUUAGUGUUGUUGUACUACCAGCAAUUUGGCAAAACACAUUUUGUAUUGUUUUUAAAUUUUUGGAGUAUUUAACAAUAGGAAAAAAUAAACAUUUAUCAGUGAUAGUAAAACAAUAGGGGAGUUUUUGCUAGUCAAUAGGAUUGAAGAUUGUAUUGGAAAAGCUUGUAAAAAGAGUACCGAGGAUCGAUUCGUCACCUCCGAUUAAAAAUAGCAAAUAGUUUCAGAAAAUUCGAUUCCCUUUACUCAAAAUGGCAACAGGGACGUGCAAGGUCGCCAAACGACUGUUGACAUGCUUUUGCGGCUGCUCGGAAAUGUCUGAGGAGGAGGUGCGUCGUAUUUAUCGUCUGAAUGCACAAGACACGCUAAAUGACUCGCGAGCUGCACAGAUCUUUCGACGCUUCUUAGAGCAAGAACGUUGUGGCGAUAAAAGCGAAGUCGAAAAUUUUUUGGAUAUUUAUGAAAUAUGCGGAGAAUUUUUAAGGGAGGAUAGCUUAACAUUUGAACAAUUAAAUACACUCAUUGAAAUGGAACUGAAAUAUUAUCUUGAGAAAAAGCUAAAUCUUUAUAUAAUGAUGAUCGAAGAAAAACAAAGGCAAGAUAUUCAUAUACAUGAAAUAGAACGUGAUUUGAAACGAAUACAAGCCGAUUACCGGAGCGAAAUUGAAGCCAGCGAAGAGUACAGAAAUUACAAGCAUGCGAUAUUAAACAAACUGAAACAGGUACCCUGAGAGCCGGCACUAAGGCAGGGGAAGAAAAGACAACGAAAGUGAUAGAAAACCAACUGCCGCCAACAGAUGAUUUCCUAUAAAGAUUCGAAAAAAAAACACAAAUACAUGCCUCGUGUUAAUGUUCCAAAGAUACAUCACAAAGCUUGAUUUCCUUAUUCUUUUUACUAUUUCCAUCCAACACUACCUUUCAGUAUGUAAUCAGCUCAUACAUAGAUGUAUAUGUAUUAACAUACAAUGAAACUAUAAUCUUUCCCAGACUUUGCUUUCUAAAAGCUAUCAGCAUUAUAGAUUGUUUUUCCUACAAUGUGCUUAAAUCUACACCUAAGAGUUAGCAAAUAAAUAUCAAUUUUUUAGUACUUUA
Molecule: messenger RNA, 1104 nt
Organism: Rhagoletis zephyria (snowberry fruit fly)
Lineage: Eukaryota; Metazoa; Arthropoda; Insecta; Diptera; Tephritidae
Source: RefSeq, a predicted model, not a curated record